Messenger RNA from Vespa mandarinia (Asian giant hornet), 3891 nucleotides. It is a transcript of the gene Tsf3, whose product is annotated as Transferrin 3. Gene Ontology annotation, biological process: iron ion transport. Lineage: Eukaryota; Metazoa; Arthropoda; Insecta; Hymenoptera; Vespidae. The record is from RefSeq and is a predicted model, not a curated record. Gene Ontology annotation, cellular component: early endosome; recycling endosome; plasma membrane.
CCAUAAGCUUAAUAAUAAUAAGUCUAGUUCCCGAAGUGGCAACAGUUUCAGACGGAGCGGAGAUGUUAUUCGGUCUCGUUUUAAUUCGAUACGUAACGUUCGGGAAAUCGGCUACUAUAUAUGUACCAACCUUUCAAGAUUGAAAGAUAGAUAUAUGUUAAUCCUUUCCUCGUUCAAUGUCCUUGGCUGAUCUUCUUCGAAGACAGAAGUUGACGGAACGGAGGACAACUACAUUACAUAUAUGACGUAUCACGUAUUUACUUACAUACUUAUUUACUUACUUUGUCAGUUAUUUAAGUACGUAUGGAUUUAGUUUUGUUGAACGUUAAAUCGAUACGUUUCAAAUAAUAAACGUUCGUAAUGUUUUUCGAAAAAAAGAACUCGUUCUAUUGGGAAUUAAAUGUGAUAAAUAAAGAUAGCCCAUCGCAAAUCUCUUGACAACGUUACGGCAACGUAUUUUUCCAUUUAUUCUCUCUGACUAAUUAUUUACUCAUCACAGAUACAUCAGUGACUAAAUGUCAGUUGCUCCCGAAUCAUCCUUCCGAUGCUUCUGUUUAAGUGGACGCGCGAAAGUAAAAAGUGAAAGUAAAAUAAAAAAUUAUUUUAUUUCUGUGAAAGACUAAAAGUAUCACGAAGGUGAACGUGAGUCUGCAAUAAUGAAUCUCUGGCCUAUUUUUUACCAUAUUUUACUUUACGCUGUGAUUUUUGCAUUUGAUAAAUGUGAUGUCGUUUAUGCCGAAAAACUGAAAAUAUGCGUCGUUGAAAGUGUCAAUACAAACGAAACGAUAAACAAAAUCCUUCCGAAUAUGAAAAUAUCCCCGUUUCAAUGCGUCAUUGCUAAUGACAGGUUUGAUUGUUUACGACAAUUAACGACUGGCACGGCCGAUAUAACAUUAUUGCAAGCGGAAGAUCUUUUAGCGGCGUCAAUGUACAACAAGUAUAGUUUUCUAGUCACCCAUGAAUUAAGACUUUUUUCUGAGGAUAAACAACAAUUCGAAAUGGUAGCGUUAGUACGACAAAAUAUUAAUAACAUGUGGGAUGCCAAAGAGAAAAGAUUUUGUCAUCCUGGAUUUGAAACUACUGACACUUAUACCAAAGCUCUUUCGAUGUAUUUCGAAAAUUGGAUUAUACCUAAAGAGUGUGAUCCAGAGAAGACAUUGUUAGAAAAUAGAGUGGCACGGUUAUCUAAUUAUUUCGAGGCAGGUUGCAUAGCUGGUCCAUGGAUCGCCGAUGCUACAUUUGAUACAAAAUUAAAAUCAAAGUACAAAAAUCUUUGUUCGCUUUGCGACAAUUCAGCCAGUUGUUAUAUCGGUGACAAAUAUUAUGGACGCGAGGGUGCCAUAUUGUGUUUGACCGAUAAUGUUGGUGACAUCGCAUGGGUUAGAUUGGACGAUGUUCUUCAAUAUUUCAAGAAUGUCGAAACCAACAAGGAAGAUUAUGCGUAUCUUUGUCCCGAUGGUAUGACGAGAUCAGCAAACACUGACAAUCCAUGUAUUUGGGUGAGACAACCUUGGCCCGUUAUCGUCGCUAGAAGUAAAAUAGCAGAGAUGGCCGUUAAUAUAAUCGAUUUAACAAUUAAAUCGAAGAACAUAUGGAAGAAUACACUUCAAGAUCUUUUAGCACCUUAUCACUCGACAUUCGUUAAAACGGAACCUUUGGAAUCACCGACAGAUUAUUUGCAACGAUAUCCUGGUUUCUUGAGUGCCAAUGAUCGUGCAACAUGUCAACCUACCAGACGUGUACGUUGGUGCGUUUCCACAAAUAUAGAAGAUCAGAAGUGUCGAUGGUUAAGAGAAGCGUCCUUUGUAUAUGGUAUCGAACCCAUUAUAUCAUGCGUUCAGGAAUCCAAUAGAAGUUCUUGUCUCAAAGCAAUUAGAGAUCAACGUGCUGAUAUAUUCGUGAGCAAACCCGAGGAACGUCUCGAAGUUAGCAAAAUGGGAUUGAAACCUAUAUUGCAAGUAACAUCAAAUAAAAAAAAGGAUUACAAUAGAAUCGUGGCAAUCGUUAAAAGUAAUUCCUCAUUUAAAAGUUUUAAGGAUUUGAAAGGAGCUAAAGCCUGUUUUACGGGAUAUGAAAGUAUAGGUUGGAAUUCAUUCGUAACAAUAAUGAAAAACAUAUCGGAGGAUAAUUGGGAUUGUUCGAGUAUUAAAGCUGUUGGAAAUUUUUUUGGUGAUAGUUGUGUACCUGGAAUAUCAUCUAUUAAAAAUAUAGAUGUUCCAUAUAAUUUGUAUUCCUUGUGUACAACAGAUGUGAAUGUUGAUGACGAUAUUAAUACGUUAUCUUGUCUAACAUCUGAUCGUGCCGACGUCGUUUUCGUAAAUUUAAAAAAUAUACAAAAAGAGAUCAAUAUAUCAAAUACAGUAUCGUCAAAUUUAGCAAACGGAAAGUAUAAAAUUUUGUGUAUAAAAGAAAUAGAAACGGCGAAAGAAGAAGAAGAAAUGUGUUCAUUAACAUGGACUACACUUGGCGCGAUAGUAGCGCAUAAAAAUAUUACCGAUUUGAGACAUAAUGAUAUUUAUUCGACGUUACUUAGUAUGGAUCAAUUAUUUGGAACAAGUGUGAGGGGAUAUACUAAAGCUUUCUCUUUAUACGGAACAUACGAUAAUCAUAAAAACGUUAUCUUUCCAGAAGAAUCACAACAUCUACAACGUGAAGUUAAUAAGAUACGACGAAUUCGAAAUUACGAUGACAUUGUAGAAGAAAUAAUGAUAAAACCGAUUUGCAACAGUGCACAGAAUUGGAGUUCAGGUUUUGAUAAAAUUAAUUUAUUAGGAUUAUUAAUUUUAAUUGCACUUUUUACCUUAUAUUAAUUAUAAAAUUUAAAUGAACAUCACAAUACAUCUAUUCUCUAUGAAGUUAAGCUUCAUAAAUAUAAAUACUAUAUAUACAUACACACACAACAUACAUAUAAUUAGAUAAAAAAUGGAUAUUACGUGUAUAUUAUUUUUUCAUUUUAUUUACAAUUUAUAUAAAAUCUCCUAUAGUGCAAUAUACACUCAAACCUUGUUUAAAAUAUUUUAAGAACGUAUUCAAAUAAUUAUGAGAUUCAAAGUAGUAUAGUAAUAAUUGUUGCAAUAAAUUACUUGCUUGGAUUGUCUUUUUUGAAAAAUACUUAUUAAAUAAUUAUUAAUGGAAUAUAUAAUUAACACAAGACCGUUGAACAAUGGUCAUAAAUAUCUCAAAUGACUGAUAUAUUAAUAUACUUUUUUGCUGUAUUUAUUAUUUAUUAUCUCAUAACUAUUAUAAAAGUGUAAUAUAGUUCAAAAACGAAUGUAAUUCUUUUUCAAAUUCAGCUUUUUCAGAACAAUAAGAUUCCUUUUUUAAUUUGUACACUAACACAGUACCAAGGUUUGUUCCAAGUAUCUGAAAAAAUUUUUAUAUAUUUAUAUAGCGACAAUUUUAUUACUGAUGCACAUGAUGUAAUGAUAUUAGCUUUAUUACAUACCAAAUAUUGGGUAACCUUAUCAUGUUCAGUUUUCCAAGAACAUAAUUGCAUACAAUUUAUAUGUCCCCAUUUUGUUAAAGAAGAAUUACUUACAUAAUGCAUUUCAUUAUUUUGCAAAUUACAUGUAUAUAUUCUGAAAUAUUAUUGUUAUAUUAAGAAUUAUUCUAUAAGAAAAUAAUAACACACACACUCAUACAUUCCUUUUUUAUUUUAUAAACUUACUGUGAUUUAUUAUUUAAAAUAUAAACUGUUGAUGGCUUAGAUCUCGACCAUUUCAAUACUAUAAUUUUAUUUUUAUGAUUAUCAUGUUGUAACUGUAAGAUAGGUUUUUCUCUGUUCGAUGAAUAAAGAAGUAUUGUACCAUCAUUACAACCAACCUAAUAUAAACAAUUCAAAAUAUAUUAUAUACAUGAAAUAAAAUUAUAUAUUAAUAUAUAAAGAUCUUA